Lycium barbarum (goji berry) is the source of this 4290-nucleotide messenger RNA. RefSeq lists its product as uncharacterized. NCBI's taxonomy places the organism in Eukaryota, Viridiplantae, Streptophyta, Magnoliopsida, Solanales, Solanaceae. The record is from RefSeq and is a predicted model, not a curated record. The transcript is spliced from 6 exons. The coding region runs from base 1 to 4290 and encodes 1429 amino acids.
AUGGACCCGCCGGACGCAACCGGAAAGGCGCGUCUGGACGGCGAAGCUGCUCCUCUUCAAGGGGUGAGCCCAUCUACUGAAACAACUUCACCAAAAAUCUCAUAUGUGGCUACAAUCAGUUCCCCCCACUCGACAGCCAUGGAUGCUCGACAACUCAAGGAAUCAGUCACAGCUAUACAUACUACUCACAAUGGUGCUCCAGCUGUGAUGUUUACGGCUUCUGAAUAUUACGGAAUCAUGGCCAAUGAGUGUAGAUUAACCAUGGUGGGCAGGUUCCUUAAACCUAGGCCCCAAGUUGACAAACUUCGCUCAAAAUUCAAGGAAUUAAUCAAAACGAAGGGGACAACUACGAUUGGGGUUUAUGAUAACUUCAAUGUUUUUCUUGAUUUCACAAAUGAGGAGGACUUCAAUGUCGUUUGGUACAGAAGGGUGAUUGAAAUUGAGGGACAACAAAUGUGGCUACAAAAAUGGUCACCGAAUUUCAAACCCGAGGAAGAUUUGCCUAUUGCUCCGGUAUGGGUUCUUCUUCCUAAACUCCCCUUCCACUUACACACUUGGCAUUACCUUAAACAAAUUGUUAGCUCUGUUGGUACUCCGCUGGAAAUGGAUAUGGCUACUAAAGGUAGAACUAGGCCAAGCAUGGCCAAAGUGAGAGUAGAAAUAGACCUUCUCAAGCCUCAACCUGAGGUUGUUUACAUUGGUUUGGUUCAUGAAAACGCUCCACAAUCUGGUUAUAUGCAAAAAUUGGAAUAUGAAGGGAUCCCUAAGUACUGCAGACAUUGUCGAAAAUUAGGACAUAUGAUGGCUGAUUGCAGAGUAUUAGAAAAGAAAAAGGCUGCUGAAAAACAAAAAGUUGAUAUGCAAACUAUGGAUACUGAGAAUGGGGUCAAUAUUACUAAUGACAAAGGUGAUGAACUUGCUAAGGCCAUGGAGGAAAUAACUAGUAGCAGCAAUAGUGCUAGAAAUGUUGAAUUCAAGAAGAAUCAAGUGAAUAUGGAUAUUAUGAAGAACACAGUGAAUGGUGCAGAUAAGAAAGAUCAUCCAGGCAAUGAGUUCCAAACUAAUCGAGUGGUUGGUAAAUAUAGGAACAGGAAAAUAUUUACUAAACCUACCCUGAAGAACAAAAAUCAUGAGGAUACUACAACUGAUCCUAUAAAUCCAAAUAAUGACAAGGAUGAUGCUACUUCCAGUAUUCCCGUUAAUCCAAAUGAUGACAAAGUGAAGGAACCGAAUGAAGGUAGUAAAGAAGAAUUGGAUCAAAAUGGCUUAGAUCAACAGGACGAUAAGCAGGACGAUGAUACAAUCAAUAUCAGCAAUGGUAAUACAUGUAGCUCUUCUAAUGAUAAACAUCAGGCACCUGCUAACAAAAAGGAUAGUAUCAACCAGAGUGUGGAUUCACAAACACACGUGGACAAUACUAUGGAGAAGCCUGAUAGCCUCCCCUCUGUGAUCAAGAAUAUGCCAGGAUUGGAUUAUAUCGAGGUUACAUCCCCAAAUAGAGUAGUCGUGGUUAUACCUGAAGAGCAACUACAAGAACAGCAAAAUAUGGAAGAUACUAUUGAUUUCUCUCCUGUUAACAACAAAAAAAGCUGGAACAAGAAGGGGAUUUUUUGGGCUGGAAAUUACAACACCUCUGUUAUUGACAACACUGAUCAACAGAUCACUAUCAAGAUGCACAGCUCCAACACUAGCAAGGAUAUCUUCAUUACUGCAGUAUAUGCUAAAUGUACUGCAUUGGAAAGGAAAGAUCUUUGGGAGGAUUUGGAAAGAGUUCACCAUCUUAUUCAGGGGCCAUGGUGUAUUAGUGGAGACUUUAAUGUCAUCAUAUAUCCUGAUGAGAAACUUGGAGGAAGACCUCAUAGAAUGUAUAAAAGUUUUGAUUUUAGUAGUUGCAUGGAUGCUUGUGAGGUCUCAGACUUGGGUUACAUUGGUCCCAAAUUCACUUGGUGCAAUAAUAGGACACCAAGGAAGAGAAUUUGGAAGAGACUUGACAGAGUUUUCAUCAACGACGAGUGGGCUACCUUAUUUCAAACUAAUACUGUCAGACACCUUUCUAGAGUCGGGUCCGAUCAUAAACCUCUUUUACUUAAGUGUUAUGACAGUUCCCAGAGAGGAAAUGCUCAAUGGAUCCUACAGCAGAAACUUAAGCUCCUCAGCAAGAAACUCAGCCACUGGUCUAAGAAUGUGGUGGGUAAUGUUUAUGAUCAUGUGAAUGAAUGGGAGAUCAAAAUGCACGACUUGGAAGAAGUUGAUCUACUAAAUAGCAGUGACAUGAGCAGGGAAGAUCUUAAUAAAGGCCAAGCAGAAUACAUUAGAUGGAUGAACCUUCAAGAUAAUAUGUUGAAACAGAAAGCGCAAACAAGAUGGUUUGAAGAGGGAGAUUCCAACACUAAGUACUUCCAUAGUGUCAUCAGACAAAGAAGAAACAGAAUUCAACUCCACAGAAUCAAAAAUCACAAAAACAGAUGGGUCCAAGGAAAUGACAAGAUUGCAAAAGCUGCAAUCCAUCACUUUGGAAAACUCUUUAACACUCCUCAUGAUUUUAAUGAUUUUAACAUUUUGGAUUAUAUUAACCCUUGUAUUACAGAUGAAGACAACAACAAACUUAUUGCAAUCCCUAAUGUUGAUGAGAUUAAGGAUGCAGUUUUCAGUAUGAGUGUUUCCAGUGCAGCAGGGCCCGAUGGCUACUCAAGUAUGUUUUUUCACAAAUGUUGGGAUAUUAUCCAAGAUGAUAUCAAGAACUAUGUUCAGGAAUUCUUUAGAGGGAAGAAACUCACUAAAUUUUAUUCUCACUCUUGCCUGAUUCUUAUCCCUAAAACUGAUUCUCCCUCUAAUUUCUCUGAACUUAGGCCUAUUAGUUUGAGUAAUUUCACCUGUAAAAUCAUUUCCAAAAUUCUUUCUAAUAGGCUUAACCCUCUAUUGGGAAGAUUAAUUUCUGAAAAUCAAAGUGGCUUUAUUAAAGGUAGAUUAAUUACUGAAAAUGUUCUUCUUGCUCAAGAAAUUGUUCAAAGCAUUAAGCAAUACAACAAAGGUGGGAACUUGAUUAUGAAGCUUGACAUGGCCAAGGCAUAUGAUAAAAUGUCUUGGAAAUUUCUAAUGUGUGUUAUGAAAAAAUUUGGAUUUUCUGGUAUCUGGCUUGACAUGAUUUGGAGAAUUAUUGCCAAUGUCUGGUAUUCUAUUCUCGUUAAUGGCACCAGAGUUGGAAUGCUAAACUAUCUCAACUUCAAUGAAAACUUCACCCCUUUCAGCAUGAAUCACAAUAGUCCUAUCAUUAACCAUCUAGCUUAUGCUGAUGACAGUGUGAUAUUCAGUGGGGGCAACAAUAAGUCCAUCAAGCUCAUUAAGUAUCAGAUUAGGAGAUAUAAAAAAGCUUCUGGGCAGAAAGUGAAUAAUGAUAAGAGUUUUUUCAUUACUGCUCCUAAUACUGCCCCCUAUAGAAUCAAUAGAAUGAGAAGGAUGACGGACUACAUGGAUAAAAGUUUUCCUUUCACUUAUUUGGGUUGUCCAAUAUAUAGUGGCAGGAAAAAUAUUAGUUACUUUGAUGGCAUGCUUGCCAAAAUUGUUAAGAAGUUUAAUGGAUGGCAAAGCAAUAUGCUUUCUUAUGGGGAAAAGCUCACCCUCAUUAAGCAUGUCCUUCAAUCCAUACCUAUUUACACUCUGUCUGCUCUCAAUCCUCUCAAGGGCAUCAUUGAUCUCAUGGAGAAACAUUUUGCUAAUUUCCUUUGGGGAAAUAGCGAUGGCAAGAAAAAAUACCACUGGAGUAAGUGGGAAAAUCUUUGUAUUCCAAAAGCUGAAGGUGGUAUUGGUUUAAGAAGCAUGAAUGACAUUACUAAUUUAUUGAUCCUUAAGAGAUGGUGGAGGUUCAGGACUCAACCAUCUUUGUGGGCAGAAUUUUUAACCAAGAAGUACGGCAGCAAAGCUCCCAUAUCUGCUGAUUCUCAUACUUGGAAAAGUUUAAUGAAAAUUAAAGCACAAGCAGAACCUCAUAUCAUCUGGAAAGUUCAAGCAGGAAACUCUAGCUUCUGGUGGGACAACUGGACAGGUAUAGGGGCCUUGGCCAAGUUGUGCCAAGGCCCAGGUAAAUCUCCUAAAGUUCUUAUCAAUUCCUUUAUUGAUGAUAAUUCUUGGAAUAUUGACAAAUUAAACACUGUUAUACCCAAUCACAUUGUGAAUUGGAUCUCCAAUAUUGUAAUUGGUAAUAACAGUGAACCGGACUACCCCAUAUGGAAUCACUCUGACAAUGGGAUUUUCACAAAUGAUUCUGCCUGGCAAAUUGAUUACACAAAAUGA